AUGUCAAAGAAAGUGCUAUCUUCAUCAUUAAAUGAAUCAUCAAUAAAAUCUGACAAAACUCCUCCAGUACGUCGAGUUAUUGCCGAUAGUUUAUCAUUAAUAUCAUCAGAUAAUAUUAAUUUAAAUCAUCAAAUUUAUAUAAAUACAAAUAUAUUGAACAAUCAAUCAAUUUCGAAAAACAAUCUUGAAAAAAAUUCUUAUGAUUCCAUAAAAAAAUUAAUAAAAAUAAAUAACAAUCAAUUAACAACAGUGCUAGGCGAACAUUCAAUCAUUUCAAUUAGUAAAUCAAGUUCUUCAUCCAAAACAUCGAAUAAUCAUUCAUUAACAUCGUAUUAUCCUGAACUUUCUCUUAAUGAAGAUGAUGAUCAUGAUGACGAUGUAAGUAGUAAUGAUGAUACAAAUCAUCAAUAG
Molecule: messenger RNA, 411 nt
Organism: Rotaria socialis
Lineage: Eukaryota; Metazoa; Rotifera; Eurotatoria; Philodinida; Philodinidae
Source: the annotation of a GenBank genome assembly